Molecule: messenger RNA, 1990 nt
Organism: Hypoxylon fragiforme
Lineage: Eukaryota; Fungi; Ascomycota; Sordariomycetes; Xylariales; Hypoxylaceae
Product: putative isomerase YbhE
Exons: 4
Coding region: 481-1911 (476 amino acids)
Molecular function (GO): 6-phosphogluconolactonase activity; protein binding
Source: RefSeq, a predicted model, not a curated record
CGGUAUCACCAGCCUAGAUUCGUGCUGUAGCCCGUCUAACCUUGCCCAUUGGGCUCAACAUGAAGACCUGUUUUUUUUGGAGCUUUUUUUUUUCUUCUCUCACCUCCUUUACCUCCAACUUUUGGACCCAUACCCCCCGCCCUUGCCCCCUACAGCGGAUUAAAAAUCGUCAUUCCCACGGUAACCAAAGAAGAACAAUGAACGGAUCUCUAAUGUGGUGCUGUUCCACUUCAACUAGGUUAGGUAGCCCCGAUCCAUGUUUGGGUACCUCUCACAAUUCGACCGGCUGGUGUAUUCUCCCGAGUACGUUGCAGUACCGAACUAGGGUAGAUCGUAGGGUCCCUCCGGGUAAACCCCAAUAUAGCAAGGAGAGGGCAAGGAUAUCGACGAUAUAGUUGAGAUUACCAGAUCUUGGAUUACCUCCGACUUGAGGAGAAGGGCGCUAGCUACCUAGGUACUAGGUAGUAGUCCUUGAAUGUGAUGACACACUCGGGGCGUUUUGCGGGAGGAGGAGCUCGUGGUGGUGUUGUUGUUGGCUUAAUAGCCACAUCUGGAGGAACUUUUUUACUCCUGCUACCACUGCUACUGCUACUAUUACUCGCCUUCUUUCUCCUCACCCGUCAUUUGACUCUGCUCAGUCAGUCGAUCGACCAGUUGAAGUCUCCAACCAUGUGGAAAGGUGCAGUGCCCGCAGGAUUGCUACCCCUUGGAUUAGCUGCCGCUGCCGCUUCUUCGGCAUCCGCUACCCUCCUUUACGUCUCUUCAUAUGCCGGCACCGUCACGACCUUGAGUCUAAGCCUACCACCUGAGGACCCCACCACCGCUGCUGCUGGUGCUGGUGCGACCCUUGAUGCCAUCUACAACUCGACGGGCUGUGGACCAAGUCCGUCCUGGCUCACGCUCGACUACUCCAAAAAUCUCCUCUUCUGUCUCGACGAGGGUUUGACUGGUCCCAAUGGAGGUAUGACCUCCUUCGUCACGAACGAUGACGGAACUCUCGUCACUGCAAACACGCUCGACAUCAUCCAGGGACCUGUCAGUAUAGCUGAGUUUGGUGUUGGUGGGCAGGGGCUCGCCAUAGCACACUAUUCCGGCUCUAGCGUCAGCUCCGUCGGCUUCACUCCCGACGGCACCCUUUCUCUAGUACAGAACGAAACCUUCGCGCUCGCGUCCCCAGGCCCCAACCCUGAGCGCCAGGACGCGCCGCACCCGCACGAGGCCCUGCUCGACCCCACCGCAUCCUUCGUGCUCGUGCCCGACCUGGGCGCCGACCUCGUGCGCGUCUUCCAGGCCGACCCGGCCACCCUCGCGCUGACGCCCCUCGCGCCCCUCGCCGUGCGCCCCGGCUCGGGCCCCCGUCACGGCGCCUUCGCCGUCACCCCCGAGAAGACGUACUUCUACCUCGUCGCGGAGCUGGCGAACACGAUCACGGGGUACGAGGUUGUGUAUCACGAGAACAAGACGCUGGGUUUUAAUGAGCUGUUCGAUAUCCCGACGCAUGGCGAGGAGAGGGCGUUGCCCGAGAAGACGGGCGCGGCGGAGAUCCUUGUUUCUCCCGACGCGAAAUAUCUCAUCGUGUCAUCGCGCUGGGAGGACUCGUUCAACAUCACGAACUUCGACCCGAAUAACAGCACUACCAUAAUCCCCUCUGAUCCACUCAUUACUUUCUCCAUCGACCACACCUGCGGCUCCCUAACCAAGGUGCAAGAAUACCCCGCCGGCGGCCGCGUGCCGCGCCACUUCUCCAUCAACGGCGACGGCAACCUGGUGGCGGUCGCGCUGCAGGGGGACGGUCGCGUCGUCGUCAUCGGGCGCGAUGUGCGGACUGGCCUGUUCACGGACUUUGUCGCGCACGCGGACGUGGCGGGGGAGGUGUCGGCGGUUGUGUGGAGGGAGGAUUGGCAUUCUUAGGUAGGUACUUACCUACCUAGGUUAGCCCGUCUAUCUGUCCUGUUUGCUCAUGGAUGUGUACAAAAAAAAAAGAGAAAGA